This is a messenger RNA of Cololabis saira (Pacific saury), 5029 nucleotides long. It is a transcript of the gene atxn1a, whose product is annotated as ataxin 1a. Gene Ontology annotation, molecular function: RNA binding; protein binding. Bases 862 to 3267 code for a protein of 801 amino acids. Gene Ontology annotation, biological process: nervous system development; negative regulation of transcription by RNA polymerase II. Gene Ontology annotation, cellular component: nucleus. The record is from RefSeq and is a predicted model, not a curated record. The transcript has 5 exons. NCBI's taxonomy places the organism in Eukaryota, Metazoa, Chordata, Actinopteri, Beloniformes, Belonidae.
CGCGUUCCUCCCUCAGCGCCGGAGCCGUGCAGGGAGCCCUGGCAGCAGAGGACCGCCGCACACUCCCGCGGCUAACCACGCACUACAGACGGGCUUGAACAGACGCACGGACACCGGAGACGCUUCUCUCGCUCUGCUGAUGACAUCCGGACUUCCCAGCAACAACUUCAGCUCCAGUCAGGUUCAGCUCUCAGCUGAGAAGCAACACCCAUCUCCUCCACCCGCGUAGCUCGGCCUCCUUUGCUCCGGGGUGCCUGGUCCCUCUCACACUGCAUUCUGGGAAAGUCUGGAACCUGCUCCAUGGGCUGCGCCACCUGCUAACAAACCGGGGGGUCUGGAGGAACGCUCGCGUUGGAUGAGGCUUGUGCUGAGUGGGCGUAGGCUUUCCUUCGGAGGGAAAUGAUUCCACAUGAAGGUCAACGCACUCGGCCCCCCAUCGUCCUCUGCGGGAGCAGCAGGUGUGACAUUGUGACGUGUUCCCCGACGACACUGAGCUCCCCCCUCAGCCGCUAAGGAUUUCUGGACAGGACAGUCCGAUCCCAUUCCUCCCCUCCAACCAACCCCCCCCCCAUCUCCAUCUCACCUCCUCCUCUCCUCCCCCUCAGGGCCCAGAGUUUUCUCCUUAGCGUUAUCAAUGAAAGACACGACAAUCAGCAACCGUGGGUGAACUUGAUGUCCAGGGACGAGGAGACGACGUCUGUAGAGUUAAUUUAUAGCUAAUUAAUGUGAAACAAGUGAUAGUGUGCUAAAAGUGAGAACAGGAAACAAAAGAAAGUGACAGAGAAAGUCUGAGAGUAAGAGUUCGUAAAGGAAAGAGGCCAAAACUCACGGAAAAGAUAACGCAAGUACAGUCAAAUCAGCAUGAAGUCCAACCAGGAACGCUGUAAUGAAUGUCUGCCCCCCAAGAAGAGGGAGCUCCCGUCGAGCACGCUGCCUUCUGACCGUCGCUCGCCGGCCGUCCCGCCCGCCAGCGACGGCCAGCGCAGCGAGAACAUGACGUGGCUCGCCAGCGUGGCCGGGGGGAACGAGAGCAGCGCCGGCGACCACUGCAGCUCCAGGCAGUCUGAAGGACCCCAGUACAAAUCCUCCUCCUACUCCUCCCCGGACUCUUCCUCCUGCUCCUCCUCGCUGAGACUGGUGUCGGCUCUUCCCGCCGUGUACACGUCCCCCCUGACGCAGUCGGCCGUCGGAGGAACGGUCCACUACACCCAGCUGCCUCCCAACCUGCAGUUCAUAGCCCCGACGUACAACUCCCCCUACGCGGGUUACAUCUCCCCUCAGCUGCUGCCCCCUCCUCCCCCGCCUCCCCCCCUCUCCUCCUCCUCCUCCUGCCUGGCCGUGCAGAGAGCGUCGUACACGGAGGCGGCGUCCGCCCUGAUGCAGGUUUCCAAACAGGAGCAGCAGCGAGCGUCGGCGGGACGCACGUCGAUGCCUCCCCCCUCCACGGACACGGUCCCUCACCACGUUCAGAUCUCCACUUCUCCCAGGACUUUACCGUCACAUCAUCACCUCCCACCCCCGUCCAUGCACCCCCACCACACCCUGGCACACGGCGCGGCCCACGUUGUGGUGAAGUACACGGACGGGCCCACGAGGAAAGAGGACGGGGGCUCCAGACCCAGAGAGCUCCACAACGGAGACCUGGAGCGGGGCCGGCGGUUCGGACCAGAGUCCGGCCUCUCCAAGUCUGCCGGCAAGUCUGCCGGCAAAGCACGGGAGCCCACGUCGUAUUUAUCUUCGUACGAGGCCCGCCAGCUGGUUCUGCCCACAGACUACUCUACACACGACCCCCUGGGGUUCAGAACCUCCGUGAUGUUGAUGCCCAACAGCCACGGAGACCACCAGCUGCUCCCGCCCAGAACCGGCGCGGAGAAGCUGGCGGCCUCUGUUCCCGCACACUUGGAGAAAGGCGGCAUCAUCGUGGGGAAGCCUGUCCAUCGCAUCCCCUCCUCGUCCAGUACCAGCUGCUGUCUGAAGGAUCCUGUCAGCACGUUGUCUCCCCAGACUGUUAUCCACACCACCCACAACGCCACAGAGCCGUUAUCGGUGGGGCUCCCCUCCACCAGCAUCUACCAACAGACACCGAUUAUUGGUUACAUUGCCGGGGGCAACGGGAGCACGUACCACGCCAGCCUCCAGCAACACUUACUCAUUCCAGGCACCCAACCCGUCAUCAUCCCCGUCAGCGCAGGGGGGGUCUCUACGUUAGAACCCGUAACCUCCCACAUCACCUCCUCCACCCAAGCUUUUCCAAACACACUCCCACACACGUACAUCAGCGCGUCUGUCCCCAAAGCAGAGUCUCUGGAGAGCCACAGCAGCUCCAUGCACGAGGCUGCAGGCGCCGUGGUGCAGGCCCAGCUCCACCUGCCCAUCGGCCCCGCUCCGUCGGCGCUGGUCGCAGCCUCCGCAGCCCCUCACCCCUCCAGUGCCGCGGUCCCCCCGUCACUGCCCCCGUACUUCAUCAAGGGCUCCAUCAUCCAGCUGGCCAACGGUGAGCUGAAGCGCGUGGAGGAGCUGAAGACGGAGGACUUCAUCCAGAGCGCCGAGAUCAGCAGCGAGCUGAAGAUCGACUCGUCCACGGUGGAGCGCAUCGACGGGAGCCACGCCUCCCCCAACUUCGCCGUCGUGCAGUUCUCCGUCGGCGAGCAUCGCACACAGGUGAAUGUGGAGGUCUUGUUGGAGUACCCCUUCUUUGUCUUCGGCCAAGGCUGGUCUUCGUGCUGCCCCGAACGGACCACCCAGCUUCUGGAGCUGCCUUGCUCCAAGCUUUCCGUGGGCGAUGUUUGCAUUUCUCUCACUCUCAAAAGCCUGAGAAACGGAUCCCUGAAGAAGAAUCCAGCCCUGGAGCCCGCCACCCACGGCUCUGUCCCGGCGCUCGGCCACGGGCACCUCCGACCCCCCCGGGCCGUCUCAGACUCACCCCAGAGCUGCGGUGGAGCCGGCCACCGGCACAGGGAGCGGGAGAACGGGAUCGGCCAGCGAGGGAGCGCUGGAAGCGGGAACGGGAGCGGAGCGGUCUCCGGCGUGGAAAACGGGGAGGUCGUGUUCGGGGGAAGAGGAUGUCUCUCCAAAGGCGCGGCUCCCGGCAGUACGGAUGCGGGCUCGAGUAAACCGCCCGCAAGCAGGAAGCGGAGAUGGUCCGCCCCCGAGGGUCGAAAAGUGGAGAGGUCAGAGGAGGAGCCACCUUUGACCUUGCCUAAACCUUCCUUCAUACCUCACGAGGUGAAAAUCAGCAUCGAGGGAAGGUCAAAUAUGGGCAAGUAAAAGGCUGCCAGGACUGCUGACAACCCCUUGGGAUUAAAAAAGAAAUGAUACACACACGAAUUUACAGAAGAAAGUAUGCCCAUACUAAUGUUUCAUUUGUCUUGGUUUUGUUUUCUGUUUGUUUUUUUUCUUUCCUGUCAGAUAUUGUACCGUAGAGGUAACCGUACCCUACUCCGCUCACCUUACGUUGAGUCCAUGUAGUUUAUAACACUUUUUUUUUAAUAUAUAUAUAUAUAGAUGGAUCGAAUAUCAUAUGAGCAAUCAGAGCUGUUUUGGUGAUUUCAUGACGUGACCUGUGGUGAGGGGUUUAAGCGUGCUAGAUGUUUGCACUUCCACGCAGGAGCCGGCAGAGCUUGCGCGCGUUUCCUGACACUGAUUUAGUUCCUCGUGCAGUUCUAGCGACGCUGCCCGCGUAACUACACCUUCCCUCCACCGCCCGCCGCCGCAGAGCUGUCACAUCAGCCGGUCCUGAGGACGAAGGCAAAAAAAAAAGAUACUCACUGAAUUAAAGUGUGAUUUGGUGAAAUGGUCUAAAUUUGAACAGAGUGGAUCGUUGGUGUGCUUACACGGUGGAGAGGGAACAAAACUUAACUCUGCUCAGUCUUUACUUUCAUCUGUAGCAUGUUCAUCCUUUUUUCCCCCCCUCGACUCCCUCAUCUAUCCAACCAGAUAGUUGCUUUAAAUGAUUGUCACAAACCUGAAUCAGGGUUCAUUUAGUCUUCGAUUGAGCCUUUGGGUCAAGGUUAAUGUAUAAACGUGAGAAACCCUGACCUAAUCCACGCAAGUGCGACACACUGGGUUGACGAGCUUCACUUUAGGAAUAAGUUCAGCCAGGAAGACAGCAUACAGUCAUCAUAUUUGAUGAUUUAUUUGUAUAUUUCUUUUAUUCAUAAAAGCUGUGUGAGAAGAAGUGAGGGAACCUGCAUGUCAGCUCUGAGAGGGUCAGGAUGUUUCGCAGCACUUAACACACCUGUCACACUCACGAUACAGCCAAGACAUUAGUAUUUUUUAUUUACGCAGUACUGUAUGUUUCCAUAAAGUUGUUUAUUCCCCCAAUAUUACUCGGACAGUAGUAGCAAGUAGCAGCAGCACUUUGGAAAGGUGAAGAUUUCUGGAGAAGUGAAGGGAUCGUUCAGUGACAUAGGAGCAGAUGUGCCAUGAAAUCACAAAGCGAGGGAUGAGUGUGAGCGGCGCCGGAGGUAUUGGAACGUGUUUUUUUUCGACAGUUCAGGUAUGACAACAGAAAAAAAAAAAGAAGCCCUGAACCAUCCGGCGGUGUCUUGUACGGAUAUGUAUUGCAUUCACUUGAGAAAAAAAAAAUGCUCUGUUUUUCUGAAUUAACGAGAUAAUUAUCUCAGAAUUCUGAGAAAAUUUGAAUGAAAAAAAAAAUCGCUUUCCAUCUGAACAACCGCAAAGUCCUGAGGUGCCUGUGCAAAGUCGACAAACUAAUAACAAUACCAUCUAUAUAACUUAAAGACAAGAGUAUCUCCCAAUGUUUCAAACCGAAAGCAAAGUAAAACUGUAUUAAACUGGACAGGAACAUGUUUGCUUCCAUGAAAUCCAGCUCUCAAGUGAAUGACGGCUUCUUGCAAGUUGUGAGGUAUCUGGUUAAUUCAGAAAAAACGCAGAUUUUUUUUUCAUUAAAAGUUUUCUCAGAAUUCUGAGAUAAUUAUCUUGUUAAUUCAGAAAAACAGCAGAUUUUUUUUUUCAUUAAAACUUUUCUCAGAAUUCUGAGAUAAUUAUCUCGAUAAUUCAGAAAAAC